This is a messenger RNA of Racocetra fulgida, 367 nucleotides long. The record is from the annotation of a GenBank genome assembly. NCBI's taxonomy places the organism in Eukaryota, Fungi, Glomeromycota, Glomeromycetes, Diversisporales, Gigasporaceae.
AUGGAAAUUGGGGAUGGUAAAUUUUCUUACGGUGAAACAGGGAUAACGUUAAUUGCAACGUGUAAUUCAUUUUUCUCUUAUAUUUCAACAGAUGAAGAUAUGAACGCAGCACUAAACGUAGCGUUAAAAGCUUCUAUGGAAGAAACAUUCGAAGAAGACUUUAAAAGGGCAUUAUCCGAAAGCAUGGCAUCAUCGGGUCAAGAUAGUGACUUAAAAAAAGCAUUGUCCGAAUCGACAGAACAAGAAGAUGAAGAUUUAAAAAAGGCAUUGUCUGAAAGUGUAGAAGAGUAUGAAUUGGACAGUGACUUAGUAAAAGCAUUGUCUGAGAGUAUGGAAACAUCACAUCAUGGUGAUAACGAUUCUGCAA